AUGAACGUUUUUCCCUGCGCCUUGACAAACAUAAAUGCUGACAAAAGAGAGGAACGGCAAAGAGCGAAAAUAGGGGAUCGAAUUUACAAAUACUCUGAUGAUGGAAGCUCGGCGCUAGAAUUUAAUGUUUCUGGAGAGCGAUUUCGCGUGAAUCGAAAUCUUCUAGAGAUGUUGCCAGAAAGCACUCUUGGGAACUUUUAUAAAAGAGAAGUUUAUUUCGACGCGAAAAGAAACGAGAGAAUUGAAGAAUGGGGGAUGGCAACCCUGCCGGAUAUGCCGGAGAGAAUUCAAAGAUAUUUAAUAAGGGCGCAUCUAAAAUGGUGGAGUUUGCGCCUCCAAGCUGGCGGCAAUGUCGAAAAACAGCACGAAUACAAAGCGAAAAUGGUCAAAAUCUUCCGCGAAAACGAAAAGAUCGCGGAAGCAACUGAAGAAGCAAAAGAACAACACUACGAAGUCCCAACUGAAUUUUUCAAACUUUCACUUGGACGAUGGCUGAAGUACAGUUCGUGCUACUGGCCAAGAGGUUGUGAUAGUUUGAACGAUGCGGAGGUAGCCAUGCUUGAGAAAAUUUGCGAACGCGCUCAGAUAAAGGAUGGUCAACAUGUUUUGGACCUUGGAUGCGGAUGGGGGAGUUGUGGGCUCUAUCUUCUAAAGAAAUACCCGAACAUUCACGUGACGUUUUUUUCCAACUCGCGAACUCAGCAGGAGCACAUUCGAAAUGAAGCAAAGAAAGGUGGAAACUUGAACAGAAUCAGGUCGAUCACUGGUGAUGUCAAUGUCGUUGAUGUCGUGGAUGAAAAUGGAAAGACAAUCGAAUUCGACAGAAUUGUGACAAAUGAAAUGUUCGAACACAUGAAAAACUACGAUCGUCUUUUCGAAAAAGUCUCAAAAUGGCUCAAACCAGAAACUGGCCUUCUCUUCAUCCAUGUAUUCUGCCAUCGAAACUUUCCGUACCAAUUCAAAGUGAAAAAAUCAAAUAAUGCCGAUUGGAUGGCGAAAAACUAUUUCACUGGCGGAAGUAUGCCAUCUUUUGAUACGUUCCUGUUUUUCCAGAGAAAUUUGAGGAUUCAGAAUACCUGGAUGAUGAACGGAACUCAUUAUUCAAAGACUCUAGAAGCGUGGCUACAACUGAUGAAAGACAAGAAGGCCGAAAUUUCUUCCAUUUUUGCAAAGGAAUAUGGCCCGAAAGAAGUUCAAAAACAACUCAAUAAUUGGAAAUUAUUUUAUAUCAUGUCCAGCGAAGCAUUUGCAUACAACAAAGGAAACGACUGGUGCGUUGCGCAUUACACAUUCAAGCGAAACUAG
This is a messenger RNA of Oikopleura dioica, 1305 nucleotides long. The record is from the annotation of a GenBank genome assembly. Lineage: Eukaryota; Metazoa; Chordata; Appendicularia; Copelata; Oikopleuridae.